This is a messenger RNA of Cryptotermes secundus, 2286 nucleotides long. RefSeq names its product tektin-4. Gene Ontology annotation, cellular component: microtubule cytoskeleton; nucleus. Gene Ontology annotation, biological process: cilium assembly; cilium movement involved in cell motility. Lineage: Eukaryota; Metazoa; Arthropoda; Insecta; Blattodea; Kalotermitidae. The transcript has 9 exons. Bases 1 to 1671 code for a protein of 556 amino acids. The record is from RefSeq and is a predicted model, not a curated record.
AUGGUGUUUGCCGACGAUGGCGAACUUGAUCCUUGUACUGGUGAAAAAAAACAGGUGGAAAGAGAGAAGCCAAUUUCCUCUGAGCCAGCUAUGAUUGGAACUUCCUGUUACCUUCCCCAGAAAAAGUCACAGAAAUAUGGUACUCCUCAGAUGGAAAUGCAAGAUAGGGCAUCUCCACAUACACAAGCAUCAGACUUCUUCCCUCAACCUGAGAAUGGAUCUAUGGUGGCACAGGCCAUUUGUCAACCUCAACCCCAUGUUUGCAGUGUGUCUUCAUGCCAUGAACAGCCAGAGAAAGAAGCCCCAUGCUACUUACCUGAAAUGCGGGACAAGUUCCCUUCUUCUAAAGUCAUGACAGCUCAAGGCGAGUCACAGAAGAUGGGUGUGACUGCUCCAUGGGCCGCAGGUUGCAUAGACUGUGGACCACUAGCAGGACUGACCGGAACAAGACCAGUGGUGGAUCAGUACUCAAUAACACGAUACAGUGAGGAAGAAUGGCGCAAACACAAUGCAGAUGUUCUGAGAGGCGCAGACAAGGCAACACAUCAUGCCAAAGUAGUGGAUUUUAAUGGGCGACAGUGUGAAAUUUUCACGGCUGCUGACACAGACAAAAAGCAGAGUGAUAACACGAGACAGCUGUCACAGCGUGUGCAUGAUGUGCAUCAACGGAAAACUGAGUUGAAGCAUGCAGUUAGAGCCAUGGCAGAUGAGAUCAACACAUUAGAGCUACAACGACAGCGUCUUAGGACAGCAAUGGGGGUGCUACGAAUGCCAGAAUUCAUUGCAGGGGAAUGUAUCAACCGAAGAACAGCUAGGCUGGAAGCAGAUCUCGUGAGAGAUAAGGCUGAAGAAGAACUUAUUAAGGAAGCUGCACUGAUACGAGAGGCAGGAGACCUGAUGGGUCAAAUGCUGAAACAGGUGGAGGAGCAGCUGAAGCACAAUAAAGCCGUCAAGAAACGCCUUGAAAUGGACUGGAGUGACAAGAAAGAAUCUUACGAAAUUGAGGCAAUUAAUGUAGGACUACGAAUUACCAGCAAAACUCUUCUCUUCAAACCUGGGGCUACAUGCUUCCCAGAUGGACAGUCAACUCCAGAGGGUUGGGAGCAAUACACAAGAGAAAAUCUCAAUCUUCUGAAAGCAGAACAUAAACGUUCUGUUGAGUUGCGACACUUCCUGAGCAGCUUUAUGUCUGAUAUGGCACGUGACCUACGUACACAAGCUGAUCGUGUUGAAAUGGCACUAGCAAUGAGAAUUGCUGAGACUGAUGAGGCAAGGCAGCGAAUGGAGAAUGAGUUGCUGAAGACUUUACAACGCAUAACUGACACUGAAAUGUUGAUAGAAAACUUGAAGCAAGCCAUUAGGAACCUGGAUCCUGCCAUGAAGAAGGCUCAGACUCGACUAGACAAUCGCCUCUUGCGACCACAGCAAGAAAGCUGCCGAGACAUCCCACACUAUGGGUUGGUGGACGAGGUGAAGGCAAUAAGUGAGAGUGUGUCAGCACUGAAGGCUCAGCUGCAUCAGGCCGAGGAGUCACGUUGCAGUCUGAUGACAGCUCGGGCUAACUUAGAACGAGAAAUUAUUGUCAAGAGAAAGACACUGUAUGUAGACCGAAAUCGAUGCCAUGAAAUUCGCUCACACUACCCUUCAACAGUAGCCCUGACUGGAUACUAGGUUCAUCACCAUGUUCAAACAAAUAUAACAUGUACACACUAUCUGCACUUUUUAUUUGUUUGGCUUCUUGUCUGUUCUUCAUUUCAGGAAGUUAUUUUUUGCCAGUUACAUACUUCAGUCUUAUACAGACAUAAUUUUUUCCUGUCCCAAGCAUAUUGUAUGUGUCUCUGUGUUGGUUGCUAUGCAACCAUAACUGUUUUUUUUUGUAAUGCAUAAAGUGAACUAUGAUGCAGAACAAAGACAAAGGUAAAAGCUAAGGUAAAGCUAUUCCUGUGACAGACCAUGAAGGCCGAUAAUGUUGUGAGACGUCGAGGCUCCUACAGACAAAACCAAACACAAACACAUCUAAUAGAUCCUUUGCAAAUUUGGUAAAGUUUGAAUACUUUGGAACACCACAAACAGAUCAAAAUUGCAUUCAUGAAGAGAUUAAGAGUAGACAAAAUUCACUGAAUGCUUAUUACCAAUCAAUUCAGAUCUUUUAUCUUCCCAUUUGCUGUGUAAGAACAUACAGACUAAAAUAUGAAAAACUAUAACCAGCAAGUGCCGGUCAUGGUAGCCGAGUGGUCUAAGGCAUGCACUGUCUUCGCUCGCUCGGAACCCGGGAUUCGAAUCCCA